Colletotrichum godetiae is the source of this 759-nucleotide messenger RNA. RefSeq names its product U2 small nuclear ribonucleoprotein A. The coding region runs from base 1 to 759 and encodes 252 amino acids. NCBI's taxonomy places the organism in Eukaryota, Fungi, Ascomycota, Sordariomycetes, Glomerellales, Glomerellaceae. The transcript is spliced from 5 exons. The record is from RefSeq and is a predicted model, not a curated record. Gene Ontology annotation, biological process: mRNA splicing, via spliceosome. Gene Ontology annotation, molecular function: U2 snRNA binding; protein binding. Gene Ontology annotation, cellular component: U2 snRNP.
AUGAGGCUCACGGCGGAGCUCAUCAAGGGCUCGCUCUCCUACCUGAACCCGCUCAAGGAGCGAGAGCUUGAUCUCCGAGGACAUCGAAUCCCGGCGAUUGAGAAUCUGGGUGUCGCAGGCCCCCACGACUCCAUCGACUUCACCGACAACGACAUCCAAGUCCUGGGCAACUUCCCGCUCUCGGCGCGCCUCUCGACGCUGCUGCUGGCGCAUAACCGCGUCGCGAGCAUACAGGCCUCGCUCCCCCAAGCGGUCCCGAACCUGCAGCAGCUCGUGCUGGCGUCGAACCAGAUUGCGCAGCUCGCGGACCUGAAUGUGUUGGCGGGGUUCAAGCGGUUGACGCAUUUGGUGUUGGUGGAUAACCCGGUGACCAAGAAGGAGAACUACCGAUACUGGGUCGUCUGGAGGUGUCCAACUGUGCGGUUCCUGGAUUACCAAAAGGUCAAGGAGGCGGAGAGGGAGAAGGCGAGGGAGCUGUUUGGUACGCCGGAGGAGCCUACGGAUGCGGCGGCCAAGAUCAUGGGCAACAAGUCCAAACAACUCGACAUCGCCGCCUCCAACGGCACGGCCGGCGACGGCGGCGGCGCGACCUCGAAGCUCUCGAGGAUAAAGCUCACGGACAAGGAGAAGGAGCGGCUGAAGGAGAUGAUCAAGAAGGCCGACAGUCUGCAGGAGAUUAUCCGGCUGGAGAAGAUGUUGACCGAGGGGACUAUCCCGGCGGGUGUACAUCUGGAUGGGGACGCCACUAUGGAGGACUGA